Messenger RNA from Symbiodinium sp. CCMP2592, 6102 nucleotides. Lineage: Eukaryota; Dinophyceae; Suessiales; Symbiodiniaceae. The record is from the annotation of a GenBank genome assembly.
AUGAUGAUAGCGGGCAAACGGGACAUUCUGAAGACCCAGUUUCUUCAACGUAAGGUUUGGGCGGUUGGUCUGCAGGAAACCAGACUUCCCACCACGGAAGCCAUGCCAGAUCGCCACUUCUUGAUGUUCAAUUCUGCGGCCACUCAGGAAGGGGCCUAUGGCUGUUCCCUUUGGUUGAACCAACAGGUCCCUUACGCCCGCGUGGCGGAGGUGGAUCUGUACAUAGAGCGCCGUCAUGUGACCGUUGUAGGACAGUCAGCCCGACACUUGCUGGUUCAAAUUGAGGCUCCCAGGCUCAACCUCACUCUUUUGGUCGCACAUGGCCCGCGUUCCACAGCCAAAGACCCAACAGCACCUGAGAGCUACUGGACAGAGAGGCUCUUGGAGGUUUCCAGGCGUCCACAAGGGUCUGAUCUGGUUGUUUUGACGGACUCCAAUGCGCACCUUGGAUCUGUCGUCACGGAAGCCGUUGGACCGCUGGACCCCGAAGAUGAGAACACUGUUGGAGAGGCUUUCCACUCGUUCCUCCUUCAGGUUGGGUGUUUCUUGCCUGCGACUUUCGGGCCGCACCACUCCGGCCCCUCACACACCUGGGUUGGGCCCGGGCCUCAACACGUUAGAUACCGUCUAGAUUUUGUGGCGGUUCCCCAGAGUUGGGCCUCGUUUGACUUGGCCUCGCAGGUUUGGGAUUCGUUUGAGGCCAUGCAGGCAAGACAGAACCACUUUCCAGUGACGAUGCGGGCAAGGUUCUGUCGUCUACAGCCUGCUGCUUCAUAUCAGGCCAGCAGGCGCCAGGCCUGUCGGCCCCCUGUGCAACCAGCCAAGGCCGAGCAACAGCGCUUCGUCCACGCUUUGCAGCAUUCUCCCCCGCUAACUUGGCAGCUGCCGAUUGAUCAUCACUUUGAUGGAGUCGCGGAUGCUCUGUUGGCAGCCGGUGGCCAACACCAACUGAGGCCGGUGGAGGCUCCGCAAAAGGCUUACCUUACCCCCUCCACUCUGCAAGUGGUGCAGCAUAGGCGAGCUGUGCGAGCUUACCUGCGUCAGGAGGAGGCUGAGCUUUCCCGCAGACGCCUCCUUCUUGGGUUUGCGGCAUUCGUGCUGGCCAGGGACGGCCGUGCGUUCCACCCUGUGGCUCUCCAACAAGCCGGUCGAUGGCUUUGGGAGAUGGAUGUCAGCAUUGCCCGUGCCCUAGACAUGCUUUCCUGGCUCACGGUCUCUAUCCGUACAGCAGUCCGCCGAGAUCGCAAUAAGUACCUCGAGAGGUUGGUGGCACAGAUCUCUCUCUCGGACCUACGACAGCCUCGAGAGUUAUAUGCCGCGGUUCGCAAAGCCUUUCCGGCGGCCCGGUCCUCGCGGCGCUCUGCAUACCAGCCUCUUCCUGCAGUCCUUUUGGCCGAUGGUCAGUUGGCUGCUGACCGAGCCAGCAGGGAGGAGAGGUGGACCUCCUAUUUCGCAGAACAGGAAGCGGGUCGGCCAAUUCGCCUAGCUGACGAUGCGAAAGAGUUUUGUGCCUCGGACUUUGACCCCAGCUUGGGGGGCCCACAUUUUGAUGUGGAGGCUCUGCCCAGUUUGUUGGAGGUGGAGCAACAAGUCCUCUCUUUGCCUUACCGCAAGGCCGCAGGCCCGGAUGGCAUAACAGGUGAGCUGCUGAGGUACAGUCCCGCAUUUGUCUCUCAGUGGCUCUUUCCUCUGUAUCUGAAGUCAGCCAUGGCUCUCCAAGAGCCCACCAUGUGGCGAGGUGGGCACCUUAUGUGCCUUGCCAAGAGAGCGACUGGCCUAUUUGAUUGUUCCUCCUUCAGGUCGAUUCUUUUGGCCAGUGUCCCAGGCAAGGUGUUCCACCGCAUCAUGCGCAACAAACUGGCGCCCAGCCUUGCCCGGUUCAAGGCAGAUCUCCAGGCAGGUCAGCUUCCAGGUGUUGGGGUGGAGGGUAUAUCCCUCGCUGUCAAGUCAUACUUGGCAUGGGCCAGGAGCUCUGGUUAUGGUACCGCGGCCGUGUUUUUCGAUGUCAAAUCAGCCUUUUAUAUGUUGAUUCGUCAAGCCCUGGUUCCGGUACAUGCCGCAGAACGCAACCUUGUCUCCCUCUUCUCUCAGCUUGGGGUUCCGAGCAGUGCUGUGACGGAGCUUGCGCAGCAUUUACACUCUGCCGCGCAUGUUGUGGAAGCGGGCGCGACGGCCCACCUCACUGCGCUCGUGUCGGACAUGAUGCGCGGGACCUGGUUUAGACUUGACGGAGCGGCUGCUCUUGUUCUUACGGAGAGAGGCAGCCGCCCCGGGGACCCGCUAGCUGACCUACUGUUUGCCUUCACCUUCUCCGCGUAUGUGCGCAGUGCGGAGACGGCCCUGGAAAGGCGACAGCUCAGUCCUGUUGUACCACAUGUGGAGACGGCCCCACCGUGGGCUGCGUGGGAGCCGUGUGACUGCAUAGGCACAGCAGCCUGGGCGGACGAUUUUGUGCUGCUUCAGGCGUGCCGUGCCCGGCAGGCCUUGAGUGGCCAGGUACGGCAAGCAACCCAGGUCAUGGCUGAACACGCCACGGCCAUGGGGAUGAUUUUGACCUUCGCCAAGGAGAAAACGGCUGUGUUGUUUGAUCAGGACUGUGAACCCACCGGUGUCGUCAAGGACGCCUUUGGAGACGCAUGCCUUGAGGUUCCCAAUAGCAUCCUGGGGGUCACGGAGCUUUUGCCAAUUGUCGAUUCCUAUCGUCAUUUGGGUAGCAUCAUCACAGCCAGCCACACGCCGAUGGUGGACAUUGCAUUUCGCAAGUCUCAGGCGGAGGCUGUCUUCAAGCCAUUGAAGAGCAGGCUUUUCUCCUCAGAGCGCGUGCCCCUGGACAUUCGCCGCACUCUGUUGCGCUCCUUGGUCCUUUCCAGGUUUGUUUUCGCUGGUGCAGUGUUGUUUCUGCAUGCGCACCAGCACCGCAGACAGUGGUGCAGGCACUACGUCAAUCUGUGGGGAGGGCUGACCAGACGCACCUCGGCGGAGCGUUCCCCCCACAGUUAUGAUGUUUUGCAUCGGGCCAAAGCUCCGUCUCCCCUCCUGGCUCUGGCCAUGAUGCGUGCAGUACAGCUUAAGCGUAUGCUGCAACAUGGCCCUGCACAGCUUUUACACAUCCUGCAUGCUCACUGGCGCUUGUGCCCCGGCCGGUCUUGGCUGGGCCAUUUCUGUGACGAUAUGCAGGCGGUGUCCGCCUACUGUCCGGCCGCGGCUACCUUGCUCUCGCAGAGUUGUCCCUUGACUGCGCUGGUAGAGGCUGUUCAAGAUCAGCCCAACUGGUGGGUGCUGCAGGUGCGCAAGGCUUGCAAGAGCUACCAAGCCGACCUAGACAAAUGGGUUCUAGCAAGGCGUCCUUCCGUUGGCAGUGCAGAGGCGCCAGAGGUGCCCCGUCCCUUCCAAUGCCCGGUUUGCACUGCCACGUUCCGCUUGCACAAGCACCAGGCUGUUCAUGAGGCCCGGGCUCAUGGGCUUAUUAGCGUGGCACGCCGCCUUGCGCACACACCGGUGUGCCAGGCCUGUAUGAAGUUCUACCACACGGUGGAACGGCUACAGGGCCAUUUGAAACAUUCUCCCGCCUGUAUGUUGCGUACGGUCCAUGUUUUGCCCCUGCUGACGGCCCAGCAGGUUGCGGACGUUGAGCGUGAAGACAAGGCUUGGAGACGUGCAGUCCACAAGGGCCACUGGAAGCGCUUCACAGCGGCCCGACCUGUUCUGCCAGUCCAGGGACCCCGGCUUCCCCUGUACACAGACAGGUUUCUGGAUUUGCCCGAUGAAGAGGUCACCCUUGACCUCUUUCGCUCCUACCGCCCCUCUCCGGACAGUGUCCGGCUCGUCCUGGAUUUCACGGAGUCUGUCUCGGUUGAAGGUCCACGGGUGUCCGGUCUGGAUUUCUGGAUGAGGAAGGCGGCCUACUUGCAGGACAUGAUGCGCGGAAGAGGCGAGAAGUCCGGCACCAAGGACUUGGCGAAUCUGCCGCAGGACACGAAAGUAGGUAUGCGAUCGAAGAUUCGCCAGCGGAAAGGGGGCUCCAUGAUCUACAACGAGGAGAAGAAAGGGCUCCAAGAGCUCCUCUCGGACGAAACUGGCUCCAGAAGUCCGCGGAAGUCGGACAAGCGGCGGAUUUUUCGAGUGAACACCAUGAACUUCGCAGGGGAGCAGCUGCUGUACGUCGGUGAACGCGUGCGGGAGAAGAAGUACCUCUCUGCAGCCACUUUCCGAGGCUCGGACCUCGCACGCCGGAAGUCCUCCAACGCCGGAAACGACCUCGACGGGGAGGUGGGCCGUGUGGAGGCCAUUCUGGAUCAUUCCCGUGUGGUGGUCUCCUUUCCCUCGAAGGGCGUGAACAUCUACAACAACAGCGACCUCAGCUUAGCAAGGGACGAGGCGAAGGUGGAACUCCAGGCCGGUGACGUCUUUGGCGAGGUGUCCCUCCUUUACAACACUCGCCAUCUUGCCACCUUCCGUGCCGGAGCCGAACAUGAGGUGCUGCUGUAUGCCAUCAACCGCUCCGAUUUCAAGGAGUGCCUUUUCAGGCAAGCCGAAAGGGCGGAGGCUGAGAAGUACGGGGCGCUGUUGGCCGAGGUCCGCGUUCUCAGUUCCCUGCUGGAUUCUGAAAGGAAGGAUCUCGCAAGGAAUGCGACGCGCGAAGUGACCUUCAAGGCAGGCCACUGCAUUCUCACCGAAGGCAAAGUUCGCAAGACGCCGCAGUGGUACAUCGUCGCGAGCGGCAGCGCGCGCGUCUCCAAAGGUGGGAAGUUCCUCCGCGAACUCCGGCGGGGGGACCACUUCGGUGAGCGCUCCCUGUGGCGCGGGGAGGAGUGCAACGUCGUCACUGUGAACGCAGGUGCUGCUGGCCUGACAUGCCUGUGCAUCGACAUCGAGGUCCUGAAGAGUCUUGGUUUGGAUGCCUUUGCCGGGCUCGAGUGCAUGGAGCAGGACGUCUGCACCCUGAAGCCCACGGGAUGGCAGGAGCGAUAUGCUGUAGACCCUUCGGCGCUCAAGUGCGUCAAAGUCUUGGGACAGGGCUCCUUCGGCAAGGUCAUCUUGCAGCAAGAUCCUGCAACUGGCAAGAAAUAUGCGCUGAAGCAGAUCUCCAAACGAGGCAUCCGCUUGAACGGAGUGGAGCUGCAUAUCCGGAAUGAGCGAAACUUGCACGCUAUGGCGAACAGCCCGUUCAUCGUGCACCUGCAUGCCUCCUACCGGGACGAGCUCUUCGUGUACAUGCUCAUCGAGUGUGCCGAGGGAGGCUCUUUGGAAGAUGUGAUCGGCCAUCGGAGGGCCAACCCCGCCGCCAACAUGGAGCGGUGGUCCGAGGAGCUCUCCUUCUACGCCGCCUGCAUCGUCGAGGGCCUGGGCCACUUGCACGAGCGGAAGAUCGCCCACCGAGAUCUGAAGCCUGGCAACGUGCUCUUGGACGGGAGGGGCUAUGCCAAGAUUUGCGAUCUGGGCUUUGCACGGUUCGUGCUCCGGAAGACUUACACCUUCCUGGGGACUCCUGAGACCCUCCUACCAAUGCUGAGCCCUCGCAGUCACCUCCAGUACCAACCAACGCGGCGACUCCGAGUACCACUGUGGAUGUACCAGACCAUAAUGGUCCGCAGUCAUCGUCGCCUGUGGCUGGGAUUACACAACGUUGGGGUGUCCAACGACCAGGGGUGGAUCGGUGGCAUCACCCUAAUGGCUCAGUGCGCUGCCGCCUUCGCGAACGAGGAGGGGAAAUCAACCAGUCACCUACCGCACCUCCCGCGUCUUCGUUCAGCAUUGAGGGUGUUGUCCAACAUCCUGAAGGCCCCGCUCUUAAAGCUCGCACCUUUUAUGGUGAUCCUUUCGAGGUAUGGGCUUCUGCAACCUCUUCGUUGCCGAUGGAUAACACCAGUACCACAGCUGGUGAUGGUAGUCUUGGAGAUUCCGAAGAGGGCUGGUCGUCCUCCUCUGGAUCGGCGAGCUCAUCCGAUGUUGGAUUCUAUCGUCAUGGUGUAUGGCAACCCAGACCCCGCACCGCAGCAGAGCUGCGCGCUCACCAAGGUGGUGGAGGCUCGGUUCGAGCUGAACGUAAAGCAGCCCGCAUGGCUGAUUAUAUGGCAGGCACAUGGAAACCGGCUUGGUUGA